UUAUUGUAUUAAAACGUGAAGGUGAAUGGUGGACAGGAAAAAUUGGCGAUCGUAUAGGAACAUUUCCCAAUAAUUAUGUCCAAAAAGUUGAUAAUCCAUUACAAGAAACAGCUACUGCAAUAGCACCAUUUCAUACAAAUGACGAAGGCCGAUUAUCAUUUGAACAAGGACAAAUAAUUUAUAUAAGAAAAAAAGGUGAUAAAGGAUGGUAUCAAGGAGAAAUUCGGGGUACGGAUCAGCCAGUACGUGUUGGUUGGUUUCCAGCAAAUUGUGUACAAUUACAAAAUCUUUCAUCACCUUCAACACCAAUCGCUUCAUAUCAAAAUACAUCAGAAAAUCUUCGUUAUAUCAGUAUUUUUGCAUAUGAAGCUCAGCAAGAUGAUGAAUUAAGUUUUCCUGCUGAUGCAAUUUUAGAAAUAUUAGAUCAAGCAGGUAAUACUGGUUGGUUUAAAGCACGAUAUGGUGAUCAGAUUGGUUUGAUUCCAUCAACGUAUGUAAAACCAAUCGACGAAACUAAUUCAUGUAAGUUUUAA
This is a messenger RNA of Adineta steineri, 533 nucleotides long. The record is from the annotation of a GenBank genome assembly. NCBI's taxonomy places the organism in Eukaryota, Metazoa, Rotifera, Eurotatoria, Adinetida, Adinetidae.